UGCUGAGAACCGAAAAACUCGUCGCACGUGUGGUCCCGGCAGCGCUCAGCGAUCGAUGUGCCUUGCGUUCUGCUACUCUCCCUUGAUCCGUAGCGCUGAAAUCGGCCGAGCGUUCUUUCGCCUCUUGCCGGCUGUCCGAAAGCGUUUCGCGCCCCUCGCUCCCUCGCCGAGCCGCCUUACACCAGUUUUUGGCCCUCGCGGCCACCCGUACAAGGCGCUGCGGGCUAAGCAUCCCGGCGCUGCCGGUGACGUCAGGGUACCGUCCUGUCAAGUCCCUCCGCGCGCCAAAUUCGAACGCGGCGGCGGGCUGGGCGCGAGCGCGGCGGCGGAAGAGGCGACGGUUAUUUCCGUUACGGCCGUUACCGGUUCGCGCUGAGGCGGCAGCAUCCCCGUUCCUCGAGACAUAGGCCGGGAGCGGCUCUGUGCCUCCAUGGCCACUCCUCCCAAGCGUGGCAGGCUGGAGGGCAGCAUCAAGAAGAUUGCUGUCGAGGGCAACAUCGCUGCAGGGAAAUCAACAUUUGUGAAUAUUCUCAAACAAGCUGAUGAAGAAUGGGAAGUUGUUCCUGAGCCUGUAGCAAGAUGGUGCAAUGUUCAACAAAAUGCUGAAGAUGAUGGUGAGGAGCUGACUACGUCACAGAAAAGCGGUGGAAAUGUGCUUCGGAUGAUGUAUGAGAAACCAGAGCGGUGGUCUUUCACUUUCCAGACGUACGCGUGCCUCAGCAGGAUCCGGGCUCAGCUCAAAUCCCUCGAUGGGAAACUCCGAGAGGCAGAGAAUCCUGUGGUCUUCUUUGAGCGAUCUGUCUAUAGUGACAGAUACAUCUUUGCGGCUAACUUAUAUGAGUCUGAUUGCAUGAAUGAGACUGAAUGGACUAUUUACCAAGACUGGCAUGACUGGAUGAACAAGCAGUUCGGUCAAAGCCUAGCGCUGGAUGGGAUCAUUUAUCUCAGAGCUACUCCUGAGAAAUGUUUAAAUAGGAUUUACCUGCGUGGAAGAGAUGAAGAGCAAGAAAUUCCCAUUGAAUAUCUGGAGAAGCUUCACUACAAACAUGAAAGUUGGCUUCAGCAUAGAACGUUGCGAACUGAUUUUGAAUACCUGCAGGAAAUACCUAUUUUAACAUUAGAUGUUAACGAAGACUUCAAAGGCAAAAAGGACAGAUAUGAUCACAUGACUGAAAAGGUCAAGGAAUUUUUGAGCACGCUAUAAUCCUCUUUGAAGCAUAGGCAGAAUCAAACUGUUCCAAACAUCUGUGAGAUCAAAGUAUGAAGUACAGCUUCUGCUUUCAUAGAAGGCCUCUGGAGAGGCAGGACUCAACCCUGUUAAUUAAUUGUGAGGAUCAAACAAACUUUGUGUAGAGAAAUUAAUAAAUAAAUGAUUAGGUCUAUUCAGUAUUAUAUAAAAUAACACACACAAAAACUUGAAGGCACUAGAGUCCUGAGCGUUUCCAAAUACUACAUCUGUUUCUAAUCAGAGAAAUAAGUUCUAGGGUAUUCUGUUGUGUUUUUUUAUUUAUUUUGUUCUCAGUGUCUGUUUGAUUCCCCAUAAGGUAGUGGUUUUUCUAGAACUGUUGUUAAUUUCUUUAGUGGAUUUGAUUUGUUAUUGAUGUCUUAACAUUCUGAGGAAGAAAAAAGUAAAAACAAUUUUUGCUGGUGAAGGAAUUAAUAUAGCAUAGAGUUUUAUAUUUCAAGGUAUAAAAAUAUCAUCUGACAAUUUUGAUAGGUGAAGCACUUCUCAGAAUACACUGAAUUGAAACAAAAAGCGUAACAUCACUGAAAUUCUGUAGCUAUUAAAUAAGAUUUUUGUCUCUGAUGUUUUCAUGGUGCACUGCAAACUAGGAUAUUAAGAGACUUUCCAUUUUUUGGCAUGUUGCUUUUUGGCUUUUUGUUCGUUUCUUUUAUUUUUUACCUUUUAUGAUACUGAGCAGUUUUUGUUAGCUGGUAAGUCCUCUUUUCCUGUAGAUGAGUAUGUUCACUUGAUGGAUAUUGUAAAGGGAAGAGAAUUUUCCAAAUGGUCUUCAGCUCAAAAUGACAUGUUUCUAAACAGACUUAACUGCGUUUUGGAUGUCAGAGGUGGUUUCUUGCUUUCAUUCCAACUUCUCCAUUUGUUAACUCGGCCUUCCGGGUAUUUAUACGUGAUGCUGCAAUAUGCAGGGUAGGCUGUCCAUCUUCGUGUUGCAGUAGGAAGAGUAGAACUUUGUGGCGUGGCUGCUAUUCUAGUGUAUUGGUUAUUUCUUUUAACUAAGUCACUUUUGUUUCAGGUGCAGAAAUAUUAUAAACUAUACAGGGUAUGCAUCUUUCAAGUACUGUUUUUUUUGUGCUGUUUUGUUCUGCUUUAAACGUUUCUGAAGGAUUACACAGUUGGCUUUUGAAUGCAAAAUUGUAUUGUAAAACAUUUUAUUGUCUUCUGUGGUGCCUGUGAUAUCUGCUAAUUUGAGAUUAAAUUUCUUCCUUUGUGGUUGGAAUUGUGCUGGCAUCUAACUAUUAACUGAAAAAUAAAAAUGGAUAGAAAGAC
Molecule: messenger RNA, 2509 nt
Organism: Dromaius novaehollandiae (emu)
Lineage: Eukaryota; Metazoa; Chordata; Aves; Casuariiformes; Dromaiidae
Gene: DCK
Product: deoxycytidine kinase
Exons: 7
Coding region: 431-1204 (257 amino acids)
Biological process (GO): nucleobase-containing compound metabolic process
Cellular component (GO): cytoplasm
Molecular function (GO): deoxycytidine kinase activity; ATP binding
Source: RefSeq, a predicted model, not a curated record